Erigeron canadensis is the source of this 2648-nucleotide messenger RNA. RefSeq names its product BTB/POZ domain-containing protein NPY2-like. Gene Ontology annotation, molecular function: protein binding. Lineage: Eukaryota; Viridiplantae; Streptophyta; Magnoliopsida; Asterales; Asteraceae. The coding region runs from base 443 to 2326 and encodes 627 amino acids. The transcript has 5 exons. The record is from RefSeq and is a predicted model, not a curated record.
UCAUAGCAGAUUGGCUGGCCGGCUGGGAGUCUUCAUUUUAAUCACUACUCCUACAAACCCUUUUCUUUACAUCUCAAUCUCUGCAGCAAAAACAUUAAAACUCAAAAUAUUUUUUUACUAUCUUUCACCCAACUACCCAAAACAAUUUUACCUUUGACAGAAUUAUUUAAUCUUUUUAUUUUCUUCUCUUUCAUAAAAAAAAAAAAAAAAACCAACCCCAUAUUAUUAGACUUUCAAGAUUAAAGAAAAAAAAAGGUCAAGAUUCUGAAGAAAGAUAGGAGCAGCAGCAGUAGUAGUGGCUGUGUGGGAUUCUUUACAAAACUGUGGUUCUAUGGUGUUGAGAUUUCGGGAUGUGGAUGAUUUUCACUUGCUUUGAGCUGAAAGCUAGAUAAUUAGUUUUUUUUUAUAAGGAGGUAGAUUGAAUUUUGGAAGUUUGGGCAAGAUGAAGUUCAUGAAACUUGGAUCGAAACCUGAUUCGUUUCAGACUGAUGACAACAAUGUUUGGUAUGUGGCCUCAGAAUUGGCAACAGAUAUCAUAAUCAAUGUAGGAGAUGCUAAGUUCUAUCUUCACAAGUUUCCAUUGUUGUCAAAGAGUGCUCGCUUACAAAAAUUAGUAGCAAGCACAAAUGAAGGGACCGGUAACGGGGAUGAAAUUGACAUUCAUGAUAUUCCUGGUGGUCCUACAGCUUUCGAGACAUGUGCCAAGUUCUGUUAUGGUAUGACCGUAACCUUGAACGCUUACAAUGUUGUUAAUGCUCGAUGUGCAGCCGAUUACCUCGAGAUGCAUGAAACAAUGGAGAAAGGAAAUCUGAUUUACAAAAUAGAUGUGUUUCUAAACUCCAGCAUUUUCAGAAGCUGGAAAGAUUCAAUCAUAGUACUCCAAACCACCAAAACGGCUAUGAUGUUGUCUGAGGAGUCGAAGUUAGUGAGUCAUUGCGUUGACUCGAUAGCUUCAAAGGUAGCGGUUGAUGUUUCAAAGGUUGACUGGUCUUAUACUUACAACCGUAAGAAGCUUCCGGAAGAAAACAAUAACCACAUGUUAAACGGGGGUCUUAGAAGCAUAACUGUGCCAUCAGAUUGGUGGGUUGAGGACCUGGCUGAACUUGAGUUAGAUUUAUACAAACGGGUUCUUGUGAAUAUUAAAAACAAGGGUUUAGUGCACGAUGAAGUGAUUGGAGAAGCUUUAAAAGCUUUUGCUAAUAGGAGAUUACCUGGAUUUAACAAAGGUGUGGUAGCGAAUGGCGAUAUGCUGAAAACUAGAUCGAUAGUUGACACAAUCAUAUGGCUUUUGCCAUCCGAGAAAGGUAGUGUUUCUUGUAGUUUCUUGCUAAAAUUGUUAAAGAUGGCAAUUUUGGUUGACUCGGGAGAAAUGGGGAAGAUAGAAUUAGUCAAAAAGAUAGGUCAACAACUUGAGGAGGCUUCCGUUCAUGAUCUUUUAAUUAGAGCUAAAGAAGGUGAACCAACCAUUUAUGACGUGAAAAUGGUUCAAAAAGCAGUUGAAGCGUUUAUGGUUCGUGAUCAAGAUCGAAAUGGUGAGUUUGAAGGGGAGGGAAAGGAGAUUCAAGAAGUGAGGAGGUCAACUGGUGGGAUUUUAUCAGAAGCCUCAAAAUUGAUGGUAGCGAAACUUGUUGAUUCAUAUCUUGCUGAGAUUGCGAAAGACCCGAAUCUACCUUUAUCGAUGUUCUUUGAUCUUGCCGAGAAGGUUUCCGGUUUUUCAAGGCCGGCCCACGAUGGGAUAUAUCGGGCCAUCGAUAUGUACCUCAAGGCACACCCUGGGAUUAGCAAAAGCGAGAGGAAGAAGAUAUGCAGGCUGAUGGACUGCAAGAAGCUUUCAGUUGAGGCUUGCAUGCACGCAGUUCAAAAUGAGAGACUCCCGUUACGUGUAGUAGUUCAAGUCCUCUUCUUUGAACAGGUCCGAGCCGCAGCUACAUCAGGCAGUAGCACACCUGACCUGCCUAAAGCAAUCAAGGACCUCAAUAGUGUCUCCCAUGGCAGCUCAAGGUCUACCACAACCAACACAGAAGAAGAUUGGGAUGCAGUUGCUUCAGCUGAAGAACUCAGGGCUUUAAGGGGUGAGUUAGCGUCCUUGAGACUGGAACGCAAUGGUGUUCAUGCAAAGAGUCCACUAGCUGACAGGGGUCCAGUUCAUAAAGUCAAAGGUCUACUCGCCACAAAGAGAAUCUUUACAAAAAUAUGGUCAAGCAAAGGUGGGAAUGGGGAUAACAGUGGUUCAGAUUCAUCAGGAAGUCUUGGUUCUGGUAACUGUGAUGAUGUGAAAAUGGCAGCAUCAACCCCUUCAAGAAAAGGGCGACAUUCAGUAUCAUAAGAGACGUAAAGGUCUGAUUUUUUACCAUCUUUUUGUUAAUUGGAUUAUGUUAAAAAAAAAAAAAAACCUAGAUGGGUAUGUGUUCUUAGCUUAGGUUAUGAUCAUAAGUGUAGUAUUAUUUUCUGAAAAUUAUGGAUCUCUUUAUAUUAGGGUCAAGUUUAGGAAUAUUGGGGAAGAAGAAAGAACCCUAGAAGUUGAUGAAAUCUAACAAAAAGUCAAGUUUAAUAUUGUAAUGUAUCAACUUAUAAGUGCUCUUUAUGAUCGUUAAUUUGUGCUUAAAUAUAACAUAGUAGCCCGUAUUGGUGCGUAUGUUUGUUGAUAA